AUGACUGAAAGCUCACAUUCAUGUACCGGUCACACAGUUUUUCACCAAUCAACCCACCAAAAUUUAAGUGAAAUGGAUUUUGAGAGAGGGAUUUGGGGUGCUUCCACACGUGGUGAUAUUGAUCGCGUUCGGAAAUUGUUAGAUAAACAUAUAAAUGUUAAUAUACCAGACAGUUAUGGGUACACAGCUCUGCAUUAUGCUGCUAGAAAUAAUCAUAUAGAUAUUUGUAAUGUAUUAUUAGAAGCUGGGGCUGAUAUUUUCGCCAAGACAAGAAAUGACGGGGCUACACCUGGACAUCGAGCAGCGUAUGCAGGACAUCUUAAUAUUUUAAAACUGCUUGUCGGUAAAGGAGGAGCACCAGUUUUAGAAUCUCGUGAUAACUAUGGUAGGAACUGCUUGCAUCACGCGUACCGGGGGAAACAGAAAAAUACAAUAGAUUGGUUGUUGGAGAGCUAUCCUAAUCUAUCUAGUACUAAAGACAACAAUGGUCUUCUUCCUGACUCCGUUGGUCAAUCAAACAAUGAAGUUCACUGUCAUGAAUUAAAUAUAUGGUCUGUGGUAGAUAAAUAA
Messenger RNA from Schistosoma bovis, 570 nucleotides. Lineage: Eukaryota; Metazoa; Platyhelminthes; Trematoda; Strigeidida; Schistosomatidae. The record is from the annotation of a GenBank genome assembly.